CCACUCAACUCCCACCACAUAUCCCAUUCCAAUCGGCAAUUUCCCACUUCUCUCUCGCAAUUCCCCUGUAUUCGCUUUGUCUUUCGUCUCCUCUAUCUGUCUCCUAAAGUGGCAUCUCUGCAAUUGUUAAUCGUGAUUUCUACGGUGCAACAAAUACGCUGUUAUACGACGCCAUACGGCUGUUGCAAUGGCGAUUUCGGAUAUGCUUGAAAGCACGGGCACCACAGCCGCUACCACCACCACCACCAGUAUCCCUCACACCGGCUCUGAUCUUCGGAAACGGCCUGCCGCUACCCCCGCCGUUAUCAGAGAAGUCUCCGAUUGUACUUCCAAGACGAAGGAUUUCGAGUCCGAUGACUCGGCUAGAGAAUCCGUCACCUACUCCGGCAGCGAAGAUUCGUUGUUAGGGAAGAGCUGCGAGGACGACAGGAAUCACACUGGAGCUGCAAAUGAGUCGGAAAAUCGUACGACUGCUGUAAACGACGGAGGUGAGAAGAUUGCGAACGUUCAGGAUCGGGGAACGGAUUUCACUGCGGCGAAAUUCUCGUAUCGGCCAUCUGCUCCUGCUCAUCGGAGAAUAAAGGAGAGCCCUCUUAGCUCCGACUUAAUCUUCAAACAGAGUCACGCGGGGCUCUUUAAUCUCUGUAUAGUAGUGCUUGUUGCUGUAAACAGCCGACUAAUCAUUGAGAAUCUUAUGAAGUAUGGUUGGUUAAUUAGGACUGGCUUUUGGUUUAGUUCGAGAUCAUUGAGAGAUUGGCCCCUUCUUAUGUGUUGUCUUACCCUCCCGAUAUUCCCACUUGCUGCCUUUACAGUGGAAAAGUUAGUGCAACAGAAGUAUAUCUCUGAACCUGUUGCUGUUUUACAGCAUGUAAUCAUUACCACAGCUUCAGUUUUGUACCCAGUUUUUGUUAUACUGAGGUGUGACUCUGCUGUUUUAUCGGGCGUUGUGUUGAUGCUCUUUGCUUGCAUCGUAUGGCUAAAAUUGGUAUCUUAUGUACACACAAACUAUGAUAUGAGAGCGCUUACCAAAUCAAUUGAAAAGGAGGAUGUCCUGCCCAGUUCUCUGAAUCCGGAUCAUCCUCACAAUGUUAGCUUUAAGAGUUUAACUUACUUCAUGGUUGCCCCAACCUUAUGUUACCAGCCAUGCUAUCCUCGUACGCCAGGCAUUCGAAAGGGUUGGGUGGUUCGUCAACUUUUGAAGUUGAUAAUAUUUACAGGAGUCAUGGGGUUCAUAAUAGAACAAUAUAUCAAUCCUAUUGUCAAGAAUUCACAGCACCUGAAAGGGAACCUUUUAUAUGCCAUAGAGAGGGUUUUGAAGCUGUCAGUGCCAAAUUUAUACGUGUGGCUUUGCAUGUUCUACUGCUUCUUUCACCUCUGGUUAAAUAUACUGGCUGAACUUCUUCGAUUUGGUGAUCGUGAGUUUUACAAAGAUUGGUGGAAUGCUAAAACAGUUGAAGAGUAUUGGAGAAUGUGGAAUAUGCCUGUUCAUAAAUGGAUGGUUCGCCAUAUCUAUUUUCCAUGCCUACGGAAUGGGAUAUCUAAGGGAGUGGCCAGUCUAAUCGCCUUCCUUGUGUCUGCCGUAUUCCAUGAGUUGUGCAUUGCUGUUCCUUGCCAUAUGUUCAAGCUGUGGGCUUUUAUUGGCAUUAUGUUUCAGGUUCCCUUGGUUCUGAUCACUAAUUACCUGCAAAAUAAGUUCAGAAACUCCAUGGUGGGAAAUAUGAUCUUCUGGUUCAUUUUCUGUAUUCUGGGUCAACCCAUGUGUGUGCUUCUAUACUACCACGACUUGAUGAACCGAAAAGGGCAGACUGAAUAAACUAUCAACUAACCCCUUUCACUCUGGAAGUAAAGUUGCUGUAGAUAUGGUGCUUCCAUUGUUUUCCCAAGGGUAACAUGAUUUUUCAUGCAGCAUCCCACUGAUCCGGGUUUGAUUUCAUUCAUUCAUUUCUGCUUCCAUGCCGGGGCCAUUUCGUCAUGUGCCAUAUACUUGUUCCUCCUGAAUGAAGUCCUGAUAAAUUGAACUGGUCUAGGUGCAAUUUUGAUGCUCAAUGCUCUAGCAAUAAUUAGUGCCACAAUUGUAGUAAUGACUUAAUUUGUUCACAAUAUAAAUGAUUCAGAUUGGAAAAUGUUGAUAGUCUAAGGUUUAUGU
This is a messenger RNA of Juglans microcarpa x Juglans regia, 2146 nucleotides long. Its product is annotated as diacylglycerol O-acyltransferase 1-like. The record is from RefSeq and is a predicted model, not a curated record. Gene Ontology annotation, cellular component: endoplasmic reticulum membrane; chloroplast envelope. NCBI's taxonomy places the organism in Eukaryota, Viridiplantae, Streptophyta, Magnoliopsida, Fagales, Juglandaceae. Gene Ontology annotation, biological process: triglyceride biosynthetic process. Gene Ontology annotation, molecular function: diacylglycerol O-acyltransferase activity.